GUGUCAACCUCCAGCAGCUCCAAAGUCCAAACCAUUAACCCAUUUGAAGCUACCCGUUUAAACGCGCCAUAGAACUAAACCUACACAACCGCCGGUUGCCGCCCAUACCAGCCACCUCCUUCUUUCACGUUCGCCCAUUUUCUGUCACAUGUGAAAUUUGUUCAUUAAAGUGAGCAGCAGAUGCGGAGGUAAAAUUUGAAAAGUGAAACAUUGGCGGCAACUUUACUAAACUCACCAAAAGCUGAUGAUGAUAUUUAUCUAAAGACCAUGAAAGUUGCAACUUCAAGCUGAUAUGAGCGAUCCGGCAAGUGAAUCAAAUGACACACAUUCAAGCUCUCAAGAAGCUCAGAAGCCCCAGAUUGAGCCUAUUCGGAUGCCUACAGUGGAGGAAAUAAGGGGCCAAGACAUUUGGAAUAACUGUGCAGUUCGUAGUGUUGUUAGCGGAGUCAUGGGAGGGGGGCUUGGGUUGUUCAUGGGUCUGUUUCUAGGGGCACUGGAUAACCCAAUAAUGCAAGAGGAAAUGACAACAAGGCAACAACUUGUAUACCAAGCAAAGCAGAUGGGUCGGAGGAGUUGGAGUUCCUGCAAGACUUUUGCUGUUAUGGGUUUGGUUUUCUCUGCUGCUGAGUGUGUCGUUGAGAAGGCACGGGCAAAGCAUGACAUGACAAAUACAGCAGUUGCAGGGUGUGUAACAGGAGGUACAUUAUCAGCUAGAGGUGGACCAAAAGCUGCGUGUGCAGGUUGUGCUGGCUUUGCUACAUUUUCAGUUUUGAUAGAGAAGUUCUUGGAUAGAUAUCACUAAUCCAAGUAAGUAGACAAUAUGGGUCAUUCCUCAGCCUGUGACAAUGGAAGUUACACCAACCUACAUAUAUUUAUAAUAUGAUCACUUUAUUUUUGCCCCCAAAACCACGAGCUUAGGGAUGAGCAGUGUUGUAAACAUGCCACCAACUUUAUACGUCAUUUUUACCUUCUGUGCACUCCUUGAAUUCUUGCUGGUCCCAGAACUGGGAAAAUGUAGCAUUUAUUUAGACACAUUUAAGACAUUUUUGUUUAAUAAUAGUUAGGUUUAUGUCCCGUUUGUAC
Nicotiana attenuata is the source of this 1083-nucleotide messenger RNA. RefSeq names its product mitochondrial import inner membrane translocase subunit TIM22-4-like. Gene Ontology annotation, biological process: protein insertion into mitochondrial inner membrane. Gene Ontology annotation, cellular component: TIM22 mitochondrial import inner membrane insertion complex. The transcript is spliced from 6 exons. Gene Ontology annotation, molecular function: transmembrane protein transporter activity. The coding region runs from base 293 to 802 and encodes 169 amino acids. The record is from RefSeq and is a predicted model, not a curated record. NCBI's taxonomy places the organism in Eukaryota, Viridiplantae, Streptophyta, Magnoliopsida, Solanales, Solanaceae.